AUGUCUCAGAAGUACUUUGAAGCAAAAGAUAGUGAUGUUAUUGUUGCUAGUUUUCCAAAAUCAGGGACAACAUGGUUGAAAGCCAUUACUUUUGCCAUUGUCAAUCGUCAAAGCUUUUCGUCCAUAGAGAACCAUCCAUUACUUGAGACCAACCCUCAUGAACUUGUGCCUGCUGUUGAAUUUAUGUAUCGUGGUGAUGUAGAUUGCCCAACCACUGAGCCAAGAGUUUUUGGAACUCACACUCCGUUCCCCUCCUUGCCCAAGUCCAUCAUGGACUCUAACUGUAAGAUAAUUUAUAUUUGUAGGAACCCUUUUGACACUUUUGUUUCAGCAUGGACUUACUUUAAUAAAAUUAAGCUAGAGCCUUUAUCUGCAUUACAGAAAGAGGAAGCUUUUGAAAUGUUUUGCAAUGGGGUAAUCGAGUUUGGUCCAUGGUGGAGCCAUAUGUUAGGUUACUGGAAGCAGAGCAAAGUUACACCAGAUAAAGUUUUGUUUUUGAAGUAUGAAGAUCUUAAAGAGGAUGCCAAUUUCCAUGUGAAAAGAGUUGCAGAGUUUUUGGGUUUUCCUUUCACUGAGGAGGAAGAAAGUAACAGUGUGAUUGAAAACAUAGUGAAACUGUGUAGCUUUUCGAACAUGAAGGAUUUGGAGGUGAAUAAAUCUGGAGUAGUGUACCGAUUUCUUGAGAAAAAGUACUUCUUUCGAAAAGCAGAAAUAGGAGAUUGGCUUGAACUAGCUAUAGCAUUAACCAUGUCUCCCUUCAAAUCUUACGGCAAAGUUGAUGAAUCAGAGCAAGUCAUGCUCGAAGUUCGCCGCAGAACCCGAAAGAGAAUCACCAUCAUAGCCUUAUCCACAAUAGUUCUCAUUGGAGUUGUGUGUGCUGCAGUUUUUGGAACAGUUGCUCAUAACAAUAACAACAACAACAACUCGAAUGAUGGUGAAAAUGCUUCUUCUAUUUCCAACUCAGUGAAGGAUGUUUGUGAUGUGACACUCUACAAGGACGCGUGCUAUAGCAGCCUUGGUUCUCUUGCGGAGUCGGGUCAGGUUCGACCUGAGGACUUAUUCUUGUUGUCUAUUAAAGUGGCCUUAGGUGAGGCUUCUAAGGCUGCUGAGUAUUUCUCUCAGAAGGUAGGGUUCAGUGGCUUCAAUGUUGAUAACAGGACCAUGGAAGGUUUUAAGAACUGCAAUGAUCUUCUGGGUCUUGCGAUUGAUCAUCUGAAUAGCUCUUUGGCUUCUGGUGGGAAGUUUUCCUUGCUUGAUACGCUGGAGGAUCUCAGAACAUGGUUGAGUGCUGCAG
Messenger RNA from Sphenostylis stenocarpa, 1294 nucleotides. Lineage: Eukaryota; Viridiplantae; Streptophyta; Magnoliopsida; Fabales; Fabaceae. The record is from the annotation of a GenBank genome assembly.